AUGUGGGAAAAGAAUGAGGAAUUAAAGGGAGAAGAGAAGGCGAACGAAAAUGUAGGAAGUGCAAAUUUAGCCACCUCAAAUUUAGCCACCUCAAAUUUAGCCUCGUCAAAUUUAGCCACCUCAAUUUUGGCCACUUCAAAUUUGGCCACUUCUUCAAAUUUAGACAGUGAAAACAAAUUUGCUAAUAUCAACUUAAAGGUAGAGGCUUACGGAGAAGGCGACUACAGAUUACUAAGGUAUAUGCCAGAUGGUUCUUGCGUUUUUGAAGAAGCCCCAGAUGAAAAAAACAAAAAUAAGAAGAAUCUACAGCAGUAUGCUCAAAUAUUCUGUUCUGCUAUGGAGAAAAGAAUUCUCAUAAAAAGCAGUAGUAGUACUAAUAGUAAUGAUAAUAAUUCUAGUAGUAAUAACUGUAGUAGUAAAAAUAGAAAUAAUAAUAAUAGUAGUGAUAUUAUGAAAAAUGACAAAGAAUGGAAAAAAGGAGAAGAAUAUAGAAUUAUGGUAGAAAAAGACUUAGAAGAAUUAAUGAUUUUAUUUGAUAUGUUAUUAGGUACACUUAAUUAUAAUAAAGGUACCAAAUAUUUAUCAUUGAAUAAAUGUUAUUACUAUAGAGAUACAGACGAAAAUAAACAAGACAUAUACAUAGCUAUAACAAAUAGAAAAGAACUUUUAGAAAAAUUAAGAAAAUUAUGUCAACAAACAAGAUUACAAAUUAAUUCAAUAAAUGGAAUUAUAGCACAAAAAUAUUUUCUAUUCUUUAUCGAUCAGUUAAUUAAACAUUGGAAAAUACUAAAUAAAAAAUAUGCAGAAAUUGAAUAUAUGCAAGUAGAUAAUAAUUUUCCAUAUGUCACUCAGGUGUCUGUAGAAUUUUUCUUUUUACCCUCCAUUUUUUGGAAACUUUCUUCAAAUCCAAUAUUUUUAUCCUGGCCUCCUUAUCCCUCUUUUUCUCCUUUUAAAUCGCAAUAUGCACAUAUUACCUUUUCGUUAAGCAGUCUAAAGGUAAAAUCUAUCGGGGGGGAUAACGAACACGGUGAUGAUAGAGCAAAUGGAUGUAUAACAAGCUUGGAAAAGGUUAGGGAAGAAAUCAAUUUUAAACAUAAAGUUAGCCAAAGUUUAUAUCAAAAUAAAAUAUUUUUAUCUGACAAUCAGAAUGAUUCAAAGGAACAAGUGAUAAAAGAAGAGCGCACUGAUAUGAAUGGUUUAAUCAGUGAUAUAAGUAUAAAGAGCGAACUAACCAAAGAUAACCACACGCAGACAGCACAGCAAAACUGUAAUUUUUACUACUCAAAUAGGAAAGAAGAAGAAAUGAAAAUAUUUGAUUUUUUAGACAACACAAGUAUUAUUUCGGUGCAGUUCGAGGGAUUAGCAGCUCAUCUAAUAGAACAGAGCUACUGCAUUCAGUUGGAUUUGUAUCCGUUAAACGUAAAAUUAAGGAGGAGAACCAAAGGGGAAAAAUUGAGUAGUCCUCUUAAUCGAGGUAACACUAAUAGCAGAAAUAAUGAUAAUAGUAGCAAUGUUAAUAGCAGUAGCAAUAAUGAUGGUGGUAGUAAUGUGAAUAAUAGGAAUAAUAAUGAUAAUGAUAAUGAUAAUAAUAAUAAUAAUAGUCGUAAUAUUAAUAAUAAUAAUAGUCGUAAUAUUAAUAAUAAUAAUAGUCGUAAUAUUAAUUACGUCUGUAAUGGUAAUAUUGCUCGCCCGAGGAAAGGUAAUUUUCCGGAAAAAAUAAUUCCGGAAAAUAUAACCUUCAAGCAAGCCAAGAAAGUCCACGAAAAAUUAACAGAAGCUCAGUGGGUGUUAAUAGACAAGUCCAUUUUUUGUAUUUUAGCUGAACAAGCUAAUAAUUUAAAAGACAACAAUAAUGAACUGUUAAUAAAUCUAGAUUAUUAUGCAACUGAAACGAAUAGAAAAAUUAAAAUUCAUUGCACACAAAUAAAUCACAAAUCAAUCGAAUUUCUGAUUAACGAUAUUAACAUUCUCUCAUCUUCAAAGAAAAACAUUCCAGUAGAUUUUUCUUUUGUUAUUUUGUAUUCAUCGGCGGAUAUUUUUACAUCUAGUGAUAGUAAUGUUACGAAUGAAAAAAAUAUUAACACCUGCACUGUUCAUAAUAAUAGGAAUGACAAAGAUGAUGUCGAUUCUUUUGAUGAUGUUUGUUCAAAUAAAAAUGAAAAUGAUGAAGUUACAAUAGAUUAUGAAUUAAUACAAAUGCUUUUAAAUCUAUCCCUUGCAAAAGUAAGAGAUUUAUUUAUUUGUUCAUGGAAAUAUUUUUCUUUUGAAACACCAUACUAUUCAGCAGAUAUACAUCCAAUUAUUUAUCAAAAUGUUUUUCCUGAUCAUCGAUCAGAUACAUUAAUCACCAACUUUUUUGCGUGGCUAAUUACAUCAAUGGAGAGAUAUUUGCGAUUAGAUGAAUAG
Molecule: messenger RNA, 2406 nt
Organism: Plasmodium malariae
Lineage: Eukaryota; Apicomplexa; Aconoidasida; Haemosporida; Plasmodiidae
Product: conserved Plasmodium protein, unknown function
Exons: 1
Coding region: 1-2406 (801 amino acids)
Source: RefSeq, a predicted model, not a curated record